Messenger RNA from Carica papaya (papaya), 963 nucleotides. Lineage: Eukaryota; Viridiplantae; Streptophyta; Magnoliopsida; Brassicales; Caricaceae. The record is from RefSeq and is a predicted model, not a curated record.
AUUUCAUUUUUUAGGAGAGAACAAGACGGUAACGAAGGGAGAGAGAGACGAGGGAGGCGGAGAGAUGUACUUGAAGAAGGCGUUGUGGAGCGAGGGAGUGACGAAGCAGAGCAACCAGACGGCUGCAGAACAGAAGAAGACGGAGUCGGAAGCCGAUGACUCUGCGGCGGCUGCUGCGACCGCUGUGGAAGAGCUGGUGAACUCGCUGACCAAGCAGAGGGUUUACAGAGAGCUCACACUCUCUCUACGCACCGGUCUCCGAGACGCACGAGCCGAAUUCUCCUUCCUCCGAGUUCGCGGCCUUCGUUCUCUUCUCAAAUCUCUCAGAUCCAUUGCCCAAUCCGAUUCCACCAUUCAUCUUUUCUGCCACACCCAAUCCAUACCCGAACUCCAAGUGGUUCCUGUUCUGUUUCAACAUUCACUGAAGGAGACGGAAGAUGACAGGGUAAUAAGCUUAGAUCAUAUAUUCAGUGUGGAACCAAUGAAGAUUACCAGUCCUUCCACAGAUGCGGAGGUUGCACUGGCUCUUCGAGUUUUAGAAGGUUGUUGUCUUCUUCAUUCAGAGAGCACUGCUUUGGCCCAUCAGUACAAAGCAAUUGAGGUGCCUAUUUAAUGCUCACAGGCUUUUUGUUUGUUUAUUGUUUUGGGAUCGGUUGGUUAAAUCUUUAGAAUGAAAAGUGGCAUUACUGUUGGAUUGAUUGCUUAGAGAAGUGAGAGUUAUUUAUUGAUGAGUGUCGGAAGGGCAGCGUCUUCUGUGACAAGUGUUUAUGAUUCAUCUUAAUGAGAAAGCUUUAUCCAGAUAAUGAUUAUCAUACGUUCUUGCCCAUGAGAAUUCCUGCUUUCUUUUUCUGUUCUAAAUCCAUUUUAGAAGACUCUAGUGUACUGAUGGAAGGGCCUCGAUCUAUCUCCUGGCAUGUUUUUUAUCCAAUGACGAAUAAAGUUCAAUAAAGGAAGUUUAGUUCA